Molecule: messenger RNA, 935 nt
Organism: Diospyros lotus (date-plum)
Lineage: Eukaryota; Viridiplantae; Streptophyta; Magnoliopsida; Ericales; Ebenaceae
Product: AT-hook motif nuclear-localized protein 10-like
Exons: 4
Coding region: 42-416 (124 amino acids)
Molecular function (GO): minor groove of adenine-thymine-rich DNA binding
Source: RefSeq, a predicted model, not a curated record
UCUUUUUUGGUAGCAAGGCCGAGAAAGUACAGCAGUAGGUCAUGAUUGCACAAUGCAGUGGGGCAGUGUUUUUCUCCUCACUUUUUUCUUUGUCGAAGAACAAAAACAAGGAUGUGGGUCAGAAGAUUCUUUCCCAUUUUCAGAAUGUUGCAUGUGGUGGAAUGAUUUUGUCAGCAUUUGGUUCUGUGUUAAAUCCAACUUUGACCUGUGAUGGAAAAAUCAUCAAUUACAAGGGUUCAUACGGAAUUCUUGAACUUGAGUGCUUUUACUCAUGCGGGAGAGGUGGCAAGGUCAGACAGAGUGGUGCUUUGAAAGCAGUAUUAGAUUCACCUGCUAAAAUAGUACAGGGUGUCGCACUUAGCUCACUAAUUGCCGCAACCCCUGUUCAGGUGGUGCUUGGUUGUUUCACCAAAUGAUAUGAUGCCAAGAGGUGGAAGUGAAGAUCCUUGCUGGCCAGUGAACUCUUUUAUCUAUAUCCCAGACCCAUACGAUGGUAUCUAAAAUAAGGAAGUCGUGACAGAGGCAUCCAUGUAAUUCAAUCUACUUUUUUUUUUUUUUUUUUCUGUGUUUGUUUUCUACUGUGUUUUUCAUGAACUGCUGCCUAAGAUGCCCCGUCUGUCUGUAUUGUAUAAUAACUCUGCCACGCCCGUCUCUCCCUUUGCCUCGUUGUACAAAUUAAGCCUUGUGAUUGUUAUGGUCGGUCUUACUUUUGGAAAUGCUAAAACAUGUGUAAACCACCCUUUCGCACUCUUUUGGAAAUGCUAAAACAUAUGUGUAAACCACCCUUUCCCACUCAUUUGGAAAUGCUAAAACAUGUGUAAACCACCCUUUCCCACUCUUUUGGAAAUGCUAAAACAUAUGUGUAAACCACCAUUUCCCACUCAUUUGGAAAUGCUAAAACAGGAAAUGCUAAAACAUACGUGUAAACCACCCUU